This is a messenger RNA of Seminavis robusta, 1185 nucleotides long. NCBI's taxonomy places the organism in Eukaryota, Bacillariophyta, Bacillariophyceae, Naviculales, Naviculaceae. The record is from the annotation of a GenBank genome assembly.
CUCUGAAUCCGAUACUUCUGGAUACCCAUCGGCUCUCAUCGGAAGGCACAUAACGACGCAGCGGAAAGCAGCGAAAUCGGCGAAACCCAUACAUACACAAAAAAAUAGGUCGAGAGCAGUUGACUCCGUUCCUUUCGGUUGCUGUUGAUAAGCAUCGUCCCUUCAUUCCAUUCCUUUACUUCUUGUGGUGCUGGGGUGUGAAAGGCAUCGAUCGGUUUAUCUCCUCUUCUUUGGCCUGCAUGGUGUUUCGGUCGGUAGUCGGGAGAAUAUCGAGAAUCACACAAUCCACCCCUCACAGUUUGGCAGAGAAUGACAAUCGACGUCAAAGCACAUGCAACAGGUCUCCCGGAGUUAGGCAGCAGCAGCAGUAGAGGCAGCAGCAGUAGUAGCGGCAUCAGCAGAAAUGGAUCAAGAAAAUUAAAUAUGAAACGACCCAAUCAUCUGAGGCGAAGAGCUGAAGAGAUUGACUAUUGGCGAAAACGAGCAGGAUGGUUCGACGAUGACGUGUCGAUGAGAGAGUUCAACAAUGGUGUUUAUGAUACUUAUUAUCAGAUUGACGACGAUGCAGUGCUUGAAAGUGGCGGACAGAAAGGAGGGGGAAAGCGACAAGGCCUUGGCACUUUUCUGAAAGUGGCUUCGGCACUACUGGCCUUGAUUGUUUUCUUGCUCCUGUUUCGAGCAAUUACACGGCGCAUCGCCCCUGCCAAGAAGUCGUCAAAAGAUGGAAAAAGCUCAAAAAGUCGAUCAGAAAGCAAGUCCCGUUCGGGUCGAUCUUCGUCGAGCCGAUCUCGUUCAGGACGUUCAACAAGUGGUCGUUCUCGAUCGGGUAGAUCCAGGUCCAGAUCUCGGAAGUCUUCAAGUUCCAGUAACUACGAGCUCAUGGAUGAUAAAACAGACGCCCAGAGCCGCAAAUCUAGUCGCAGCAGGAGUCGGAGUCGAAGGAGCAGGAGCCGCUCCUCCAGGACGCGCUCAAAGUCCAAGAGUCGCGCCUCCGAGAGUACAAAGGAAGUUGUUCUUGUUUAAUGGAAGCUACAGUUAGAAUUCAUGUUGGUUGGUAUGAGUUCUGUGGAUUUUCCUUCUUCCUUCCCACAUCACCUCACCGGUUGUACCUUUUGUGGUGACAAAUACCUACCUAUCACGUCAGGCACUUUAUAAUAUAGUAAUAUAGUAUUUUCAUCCAGCCUC